This is a messenger RNA of Aphis gossypii (cotton aphid), 5217 nucleotides long. RefSeq lists its product as uncharacterized. Gene Ontology annotation, biological process: DNA integration. Lineage: Eukaryota; Metazoa; Arthropoda; Insecta; Hemiptera; Aphididae. The transcript has a single exon. Gene Ontology annotation, molecular function: nucleic acid binding. The record is from RefSeq and is a predicted model, not a curated record. The coding region runs from base 1 to 5217 and encodes 1738 amino acids.
AUGGCUCUCGAUGAAGAUAAUGAAAAACAAAUGAUCGCAUUAAGAAAAAGACGUGGAGUGGUCAAGGCCUCGUUAACACGACUUCGCAACUUUGUUAAAGAGUUUGAUCAUAAUGAACAGUCUAUUUCUCUCCUUGAAUUUCGACAAGAAGAAUUGCCUAAUAUAAAUAAAAAGUUUGACGCAGUUCAAUGCGAAAUUGAGUUGAUUACAGAAGAACCGGAAAAGGAAGAAGAAGAACGAGCGUCAUUUGAAGGAAACUACUUUGAGACAAGAUCUCAAAUGCAAGAAAUUAUCAACACCCGAAGCUCAUCAAGUACUGUAGGCCCUAAUGCAUCAUUUGGAUCGUCAAGUAAUACAAACCGUGUCAGAUUAGCACCUAUUCCAUUGCCCACGUUUAAUGGUGAUAUUGAAAACUGGGAAGCAUUUUAUGAUGUUUUUUGCGCGUUAGUUCACAAUGAUGAGGGACUUGCUCCGGCGCAAAAAUUAUAUUAUUUAAGAUCCUGUUUGACUGGCCCGGCUGUAGAUAUCGUUAGUUCAAUCCCAAUGGUCGAUGGAAAUUAUGAGGUGUUUACUGAACGACUCAAGCAGAGAUAUGACAACAGAAGCCUCGUGAUACAGACACACAUACGAGCGCUUCUUGAUGCCCCUCGCGCAGAGACCGCUUCCAUAGAAGCAUUACAAUUGCUGCACUCACAUAUUGGAUGUCAUGUAGCUGCGCUUAAGGCCUUAGGUCAGCCAAUAGAACAGUGGGACGCAUGGUUAGUUACCAUUGUUUUAAGGUGUUUAGACCAGAAUACAGCACAUGAGUGGCAGCUUCGACAAGAGGACACACAGCUACCCAAGUAUAUAGACAUAGAAAGGUUUUUAGCUAGAAGAUGUAUUGCAUUUGAAAAUUCAAGCUCAGAAAUACAGUCACGAUCUCAUAGUCAAUUAAUGUCAACAGGCCAACACCAAGCAGGCAGUAGACAAAGAAGGUCUGAGAAAACUACUAAAAUGGCAUUUUUAGCCACUGGAAAAAGUCAAGCUUCAAAAUGUCCUUGCUGCACAGGGCUGCAUAGGAUAUACGCGUGUGACAAGUUUAAGGAACUGAGUAUAAACGAUCGUCUAAAUAUUAUACGAGAUACUCGUUUAUGUUUUAAUUGCUUGUCAGCAUAUCACACAACGAAAACAUGCAAGUCUAAUGGCUCAUGUGGAGAGUGUGGGUUGAAGCAUAAUACUCUACUACACUUCUCACAAAGGGUAUCCGACGAUCAGAAGAUUAAUAAUACAAGUGAAGGAGGAUCAUCUUCAGCUGGAGCAUUAUCAGCUACGUCAUGGUCCUCAGGGAACCGUUAUGCAUUUUUAGCCACAGCACAAGUGAUAGUUAAGGACAAGAAUGGUAUGGAAUUCAAAUGUCGCGCCGUGCUAGACAGCGGCGCUCAGGUGAAUUUUAUAUCCAAAAGGCUACAAAACGUACUCAAGCUAUCAGGAGAAAGGGUAGCAUUGCCGGUGAGCGGAAUCGGGUCAAGUAGGACACAAUCGACCACAAGGGUAGAUAUCAAGGUUUGUUCUCGAGUAUCAUCAUUCCAGGCUAACCUAUCAUGCUACGUACUACCAUCAAUUGUCAACACAUUAUCGUCAAGUAUAAAACCCUCAGACGGCUGGGGAAUCGCCAAAAAUAUUCUUUCACAGUUAGCUGACCCUCAUUUCGAUCAGGCAGGCACCAUUGAUAUGUUAAUGGGCGCAGGAAUAUUUUUUGAGUUAUUAGAUUCAGAAAGGAUUCAACUUCAAACCGGUAAUCUCUCGUUACAAUCCACAAAAUUAGGCUGGGUUAUGACUGGAGAACUUAACAUUAAUUGCUUAGUAAGUAUUGGAGCGUCGUUAGAAGACGAAUGGCGAGCAAUGAGAGCAGAGCAAGGACUUUUCGGUAGAUUAUCUAAAGCCAAUAAGCGAUACAUAGAAGAACAAGAAACAGUACAACACUUUGAAGAAACUGCUAUCAGGAAGGCCGAUGGUCGAUUUGUGCUUCGUCUACCUGUUAAGCCAGAAGUUAGCCAGCUAGGAAACAGCAUAUCUAUGGCCACGUCACGCUUCAUAAGCGUCGAAAGGAAAUUAUCACGAGAUGAACAUUUACGUACUGAGUAUGUAAAAUUCAUGACACAAUAUUUAGAAACGGGACAUAUGGAAGAAGUAAUUGAAAACAAAAUUCCAACAUCAAGGCAAUUUUACCUACCACACCAUGCAAUAGUCAAAACAUCCAGUCUAACUACAAGGGUACGAGUAGUGUUCGACGCAUCAGCUAAGAGCUCAUCAGGAAUAUCUCUAAACGAUGUCUUAAUGUGUGGUCCGAGUAUCCAAGAAGAGUUGUUUUCGAUCCUAUGUCGGUUUAGAAGCCAUCAAUUCGUUAUCACCGCUGACGUAGAGAAAAUGUUUCGACAGGUGGAGGUUGCGGAAGAAGACCGAAACUUGCAGCGUAUAGUCUGGAGGGCGACUCCUAGUGAAGUUUUACGGACUUACAGGCUGACAAGAGUUGCAUACGGUACAACUUCGGCCUCAUUCAUGACCACAAAGUGUCUGUCGGUUCUAGCAGAAGAAUUCAACAGUCAGUUUCCAGAGGCAGCUAAGGCCGUACAAACAGAUUUUUAUAUGGACGACCUUAUGUCUGGGGCACAAACCGAAGAAGAGUGUUUACGUCUCCAGAAGAAUAUCUUAAGGAUAUUAGAUUCAGCAAAAAUGCCAUUACGAAAAUGGUGUUCUAACUCAAAAUCUUUACUCGAACAAAUCGACAACACAAAUGAUGAUGAGUUAUUUGUGUUAGAAUUGGGUGAGGACGACAUAAUCAAAUCGUUAGGCCUAGGUUGGAAGCCAGUGGUAGAUAUCUUUCAAUUUAAUGUAGCGAUUUCUGGCAAGAAUAGUGAAACAACCAAACGUGGUCUCCUGUCCGCUCUAAACAGUAUAUUUGAUCCACUGGGUUUCCUGGCUCCAGUGUUAGUAAUAGGAAAAAUUUUUCUGCAGCAACUAUGGCUUGUGAAAACAGAUUGGGAUAGUCCAUUGUCUGCCGAAAUAGUACAAAAGUGGCACCAAUACUGGUCAGAUAUUAACACACUUAAAACGCUGGAAAUUCCAAGAAAGGCAGUUGCAUGUGCAGGAGUAUGGACCGAAUUUCACGGUUUCUGUGAUGCAUCAGAAAAUGCCUAUGGCGCAUGUAUUUAUGUACGGAGUAAAUUGCCAAGCGGAAUAUGGCAAUCAAGAUUAUUAUGUGCAUCUACUCGAGUCGCUCCUCUCAAGGGAGCCACGAUCCCUAGACUAGAAUUGGGGGGAGCACUAAUAUUGGCUCAAUUAGCAAUGAAGGUAGCCAAUUCAUGGAAGGUUGACGUACAUAGAUUUUAUUUGUGGACAGAUUCAACCAUAGUUUUGGGAUGGUUGAAUAGCCAAUCUAUUCGUUUGAAAACCUAUGUAUCAAACCGCAUCUCACAAAUCUUAGAUAUUACCAAUACUGAGCAAUGGUACUACGUCAGGACAUACGAUAAUCCAGCAGAUUUGUUAUCGAGAGGUGUGAAGGCACACGCCAUAAAAGGCAUGGAGAUGUGGUGGAGUGGACCAAAAUGGCUAUCCCAUGAUCAGGAAGGUUGGAUAUCCGAACAAGUAUCAUUGCCAAUUGGAGAAGAGUUACCAGAGCAGAAAACCGUACGCUUCGUUCUCUUAACAGGGCAGUCACCGAACAGGCUUGUUGAUUCGUGCUCAAGUUGGCAACGCCUACGUCGAGCAACUGCGUGGAUGCUACGAUUCAUUGAAUUUAUAAAAGCCAAACGUGCCCCACAACUAAUACGCUACCUGACUGUUAAGGAGUUAAUAGUCGCUGAACAAAGACUAAUAAUUUAUGCUCAAAGGGAAAUUUUCAUGGAGGAAUAUGAUGCAUUAUUAAAAAAUAAAGGUAUCUCUGGUCGAAGCAAAUUAAGGUCAUUGAACAUCAAGUUAAGAUAUGGCAUGAUUGUAGUAGGGGGUCGUCUUGAUAAUGCCGAUCUUUCACAAGACCAAAGACAACCAAUAAUUCUUCCAUACAAUCACAAGGUUACACAGUUGAUAUUUUCAGAUUGUCACAUGAAAUUAUUACAUUGUGGUCCCCAGUUAUUAUUAGCGGAAAUCAGGCAGUUGUAUUGGCCACUGUCUGGUAGGCUAUUAGCUCGCUCAACAGUUCGAAAUUGCGUGAAAUGUGUACGGAGCAAACCGACUUUCCAAUUCCCAAUAAUGGCGCCCUUACCAAAGGAAAGAGUACAGUGUUCACGCCCUUUCACGUACACAGGCGUUGACUUUGCAGGACCGUUAAUUAUCCGUAGCGGUAUCAGGGGACGUUCAGGAACAAAGGCUUGGAUAUCAAUUUUCGUGUGUUUUUCUACAAGAGCGGUUCAUAUAGAGGUAGUCGAAAACUUAACAAGCAAGGCCUUUAUAGCGGCUUUAAGGCGAUUUGUUGCUAGACGAGGAAAACCCUCUGAAUUGUGGAGUGACAACGGAACAAACUUCGUUGGAGCAAAUAAAGAAUUAACCAACUACACUCAACAUCUCGACAAACAAUUAGCCAAUGAAGGGAUUACCUGGCGCUUUAACCCACCAUCAUCACCUCAUUUUGGAGGGUUGUGGGAAGCUGCAGUUAAGAGCGCUAAGCAUCAUUUGACUAGAACUACCGGGGAGACAAAGCUAACGCUAAGUGAGCUCAGUACACUGCUAUGUCAAAUUGAAGCCUGCCUCAAUUCCCGGCCAUUGACACCUAUGAGCAGUGACCCCAAUGAUUUCAUGCCACUGACCCCAGCGCACUUCCUACUCGGUGCGCCUGUAACUUCGGUUCCAGAACCCAAUUUAAAUGGUGAAGAGCCACAUAUAAUGCGACGCUGGAAAUUUGUACAGCAUCUUCUUCAAACUUUCUGGAAACGAUGGCAGAUGGAAUACUUACCCCAAUUACAGAUCCGAGGAAAGUGGACAUCUGGAUGUGCCCAGAUAGCCAUAGACGAUUUAGUAAUUGUCAAGGAAGACAACCUACCACCCCUCAAGUGGCACUUAGCACGCGUCAUAGAGCUACAUCCAGGUCGUGACGGAAACGUAAGGGUUGUAUCCAUACGUAAUUCCAGUGGUAAAAUAAUGCGUCGGCCAGUUGCGAAAUUAUGUAGAUUGCCUGUCCAUGAAAGAGAUGUAAACAAUGAAAGCCAACUUCCAUCGGGGGGGAGGAUGUUGACGCCCAAAUAA